Peniophora sp. CBMAI 1063 is the source of this 3387-nucleotide messenger RNA. The record is from the annotation of a GenBank genome assembly. NCBI's taxonomy places the organism in Eukaryota, Fungi, Basidiomycota, Agaricomycetes, Russulales, Peniophoraceae.
AUGUCUUCCGGCCCUUCUGUAGUCGCACUCGGUCAACUACUUCAGCUGUGUAGUCGCCACCUCGACGUGAUGCAAUUGCUGGUCUCCAAUCCUGCUGCUCUUGAUACCCUGUCCAAGCAUCCAGAGAAGGCGUUGGCUGCUCUCACUGAGCUCGAUGGAGUCGAAGAAGAGGAUAUUCCCUACGGUCUGAACUCGAUGGGCACCCCCAACAUGCUCGCACGCGUCCAACACCUGAAAGCCCUGGACAUCUCAUACGAGCCAAGCGAUACCAUGUACGCCCAACACGUGCUCAACCGCACCCUAAGCGGCAUCAUGGUCCGCACGCGGAUCGUCUGCCAGAGCGAACAAGCGCAAAGGACCGGCUGCGCCACCCUAUUAAUGAUGCGCGGACCGCACCAACCUUACAUGCCCGACACAGCAGGCGCGCUUGGUGUCUUUUUGAGUGCCGUACAGCGUUCAGAAGAUUGGCCGGUCUUCGAGAACGUGUUCGUGUCGCAGACAAGGGAUCAUGGGAGGAACAACCUCCACGCCGAUGAUUGGUUGUAUGCCGGUCGUUACGAACUUGUGGAGAGUCAAGCGCUUCGUGAUGCCGAGAUUAAGGAUCUGCCCGCUGAGAGUUUGGAAUACUGGGUCAUCCACAUCCACCGCGUGAAGGGCGCUCAACUCGAUCGCUUACGUGCUCGCAUCUAUCUAUCUGUUGUAGACCAUUUGACGACCAUCACCGAAGUGGACAUAUCUCGUUGCAUCGCCGAGCACGAUAGCGACAUAGUCAUAACCGCGAUUCGUCCGAGCGAUAUCAAAGAUGCUCUCCUAGACGGUACCAUCGCGCUUCAAGCCUUUACCAUGAGACCCGUCGGCUACGAUGUUGGCGUCCCAAUGCUUCUGAAACAGACGCGCGAACGCAUACAAGCCGAGCAAGAGGCUGACGACCCUGAGAUCGAAAUCAUCUCUGGUCCAAUUCGCGGCACCAAGCGCAAAACACCACCCACAUCCGUCGAGUCUCCCCGUUCUCGCCCUGGACCUGGCUCUGGACCAUCUACACCUACAGCUACGCCGAUGUGGCGAGGUGGGAUCGAUAAUGGUUCGCUGGUUCCUCCCAUGACACGACCAAGAAGGAGUACGGUCAACGCCGUGAACUAUCGCGAACUUGACUCGCCGGAUCCGGAAGGUGAUCGUGAGCCGCCAUCAUACUACCCACUAAGGACUGGACUGUUGUUCUUAAGCUUCCCCGCGUCGAGCCCUGCCCAGGCGAUGGGGAAAAGCACCGCCAGAAAAGGCAAAGGCAAAGCUUUACCGCAACCAGUCGAGGAACCUCUACAAUCUAUACCGGAGACACCGCAAGAGGAGAAAGCGGCGGCAUGGGGCGUACCCGCGAUUGACGCCAACGCAGACAGCGGAGGAGGCGGAUGGGCCCAUGACGAGAAUAAUAAUGCGGGAUGGGGUGAGGCUGGUGCUGGCGCCGACGAUGGCGGUAUCCCGGGCGCAUGGGACACUGAGCCUGCAGAACAUGCCCAUCAACAGUCGCCAAUGUCCAUGAAUACGCCGAGGACACUCGCAGCGUCCCCGCGCUCGUACGCGGACGCGAAAUUGGAUGGUCGGCCUCCAUCGUUACAGGGUCCGCCUAUGGGCUUACAGGGUCCGCCCAUGGGCUUACAGCAGCCACCGAUGGGUCUACAACAACCGCCCGAAGUCGACUGGGGAUAUCCCACGAAACCCCCGCCUGCGCCGGCGCCUCCACCAGCACCUACACUCCGUCCGAGCCGACAAAGCUCGAAGAACUCCAAACGCGCUCAGGCUCAACCUCCGCGUAGCUCGUACAAAGCUCAAGCGACGCACGCUGCUCCCGCAUACACCACUCAGACGUCAUAUUCAACUACAGGAUACGGCGCUGCGCCAGCGACAACAGCGUACGGCGUCGCACCCGGGACCGGCCGCGGCGGCGCAGGCUUUGGAACCUGGCAAAACUGGGCUGCUGAAGUGGGCAUGCAACCGCCCCAACAACAGCAGUCCCAGCACGUGAAGUUCGCGAGUCAUUCGACGCAUAUCCCGAGCUCUGUACCGAGUGCGACGAUGCAGCAGGCGUAUAAAUCUGGGUGGAAGACGUCUGGUGCGGGGAAGUAUGGGCGUCAUGGAACACAGGCUGCUCCGGCUGCUAAUAGUGGCUGGGCUACGACUGGCGGGGGAGCUGCUACAGGGUGGGAUACGGGUGCGCAGACUCACGGGCAGGCAUGGGGCGCACAGGAUCAGGGAUGGGGAGGGAAUGAACAAAGCGCGUGGGAUGAGGGUCACGGUGGAGGGUGGGAACAGGGCCAAAACGACGAGUGGGGGGACGAAGGCUGGGAUGAAGGCGGCGGCGAUCAGUGGGAUAAUGGUGGUGGUGGAUGGGAUAAUGGCGGCCACGACGCGGGAGGAUGGGGACAGGAGGCCGACGAAGGAUGGCAGGACUGGCCAGCGGAUAAUGGGAAAGCGUGGGCGGAUACGGCUGAGCCAGCACAAGCGCCGCCUCAGUCGGGGCACAAUGAUGGGUGGAGAAAUUGGGGGAAGAACGCAAAUGGCGCGCAGGCGACGCAAAGUUGGGGAGGGCAGCGCGCGUCGGGGCAGCAGUAUUGGUCACCUACACCAGCCGGGAUGGACGAUCGACCGAUAUCGCAUACUAUGGCAUAUGCCACCGGCAGCCCUACAAAGACACACAAGCAUCAUUCUUAUGAUGGCGGCCAAGGCCGGCAGUCUAUUACUAUUCCGCCCGGCUGGACAUUGGCGCAUAGAGGCAUGGAUCUGUAUAAGGCGCACAAGUUCAAGUUGACGGAGAACGGAGAGACACUUGUUGCGUUGGAUUUGCCGCUGUUCAAUCGCGGCAGGAUGGCGAAGGAGAGAUUGAGGUGGAUGUUUCCGCCUGAUAAGGAUAAGAGAGUUAGUGUCACAUUGAGGUGGAUUAAGGACGUCGAGCAUGGAUUGGGCGCAUUUGCUCUUGAUGUUUACCUUAUGCGUCAAGAGCGCGGUGCUCUCAUUGUCAACGCUGCGACUUUCGAUCCACCGGCCCCGGAAUUCGACUGGCUCUCGUACCAUGACGCCAAAGAAACGCUCGACAAGCGGAUCCAAGAGUCCAUCGUCACAUACGACCCAACGAAACACGCCAUCAUAAUGGUCUUCCUCCCUAGUCCGUCAGGAAACAGUGCAGCCGUCUGGCGAAGAAGAAUUGAAGUACCCAAAGGCGCUCGAUCACAUCGCAAAGGAGAGAUCAGGAGUAAACCGAAGGUCGUAGUGGAGAAAACGGUGUUCGUUGACGAGCUCACAAAACCGGAGGAUCUGAAGAGGCAAAAGAAGGAGAAGAAUAAGAAGAAGGGCAUCUGGAAGCGCCUCUUUGGCGGGAUCAAGAUCGUCUGGUAG